AUUGUACCAUCGCAGGGAUGAUUUUUUUACUCGUGCGAUGAAAGCUCGAGAUGAAUACUUCAUCCCUGACCCAGAUAAUGGCGAUAUAUCAGGCUCGGAAAGCGGAGCUCUGUCGUGUUGCAGCCCGCUCCUCCGCUGUGCGCUCCCGGUGCGGCGGGAGCUGUUAGUGGCGCGGCUCGCCUCGCCUCCCAUCUUCCUCCGCCUGGAAUCCGACCCAUCCCCUCUCUCCGUGUCGCUUCUCAGAGAGAGGAGCGGAGGGGAACGGAGAAGCGCCGCGCACCGAGAGAGGGGCGAUGCAAACGGGGGAAAGGUGACUGAAUCGCAGCGCUGAGAAAUCACCAAGGGUUUCACGCCUGGGACUCCGACCUGCAGGGCCCUGCGUGAGGCGGAGCACCCUCCCCAGGAGAAGAGAGCUCAGCUCGGCCUUUAACUGAUCCGACCCUCCUACUGCUCACCUCCGCUUCACCUUCUCAAUAAAGAACCUCCUCCUCAUCCCAGGGGGGAGGGGGCCCGACUGCAGUCUCCCAGCUCUCCUACACCUCCAUCCUCUUGGCUCCCGCCGAUCAGUCCGCCCUUUCCCCGACUCUGGCCACCCCCUUCACCCCUCCCUGAGUCUCCCCACGGGCGGCAAGUGCAUGGCGGUAACUUCAGCCCACGAGUUCCACUGGCAGAGCCUGGCGCGACUGCCCAGCGGCCGCGUCUACCACACUCUGUCUGAGGUGGGGGGGCAGAUGUACAUGCUGGGGGGCUGCGACGCUACUGGGAGGCCCUGCCCGGCCCUGGAGCUCUACUCCCCCGAGGGCGACUGCUGGAUGAGCCUGCCCCCCAUGCCCACCCCGCGUGCCGGUGCGGCCGUGGCGGUGCUGGGAAAGCAAAUCCUGGUGGUGGGAGGGCUGGGGGAGGACCAGAGGCCCCUGAAGGUGGUGGAGAUGUACAACACGGAGGAAGGCAGGUGGAGGAAGAGAAGCGCCCUGCGGGAGGCCUUGAUGGGUUUAUCCAUCACCGUGAAAGAUGGCCGGGCUCUGGCUGUAGGGGGAAUGGGUGCCGACCUGCUCCCUCGUGGCAUCCUGCAGCAGUAUGACCUUCGAAAGGACUUGUGGGCACUACUUCCUCCCAUGCCGACCCCUCGCUACGACGCCAACACGCAUCUGCUGGGCAACAAGCUCUACGUAGCAGCCGGUCGGCAGUGUAAGCGACCCGUGAAGGCCUUCGAGGUGUACGACACAGAGACGCGCUCUUGGACUACGCUACCCAUCAUGCCUUGUAAACGAUCGUACGGGGGCGUAAUAUGGGACACGACCGGGAGGCUGUGUCUGCUCGGAGGACUGCGGCAGGGAGGAGGACACCAGACCUCUAAGUUCACCAAGAACGUCAACAUUUUUGACACCAGCCAAGGCGCCUGGUUGAAGUCGGAGGAGACGGUGGCGAUGAAAACAAAGAGGGCCGACUUUGCCGCCGCUUUCCUACGCGGCCGGAUGAUUGUAGCAGGAGGACUCGGUCACGAGCCCUCGGCGCUGGACACGGUGGAGGCCUUCCACUCUCAGAGGAAGAAGUGGGAGAGGUUGGCCCCCAUGAACUUCCCCCGAUGCUCCACCUCCUCCAUCGUCAUCAGAGACCGCCUCCUGGUGGUGGGAGGAGUCAACCAGGUUCCCAGCUCGGCCCACGAGAUCCUGUACGUGAAAGAGGAAGAGUAUCUGUAAUUGAAUGCAGCGGAUCGGCGAUCCCACUCCUCUGGACGACCCUCCUGACUCGGACUGUAGUGCAAUAUAAAAGAUAUAAGCAUUAGAAAAGAACAGAGAUGGAGUCAGAGUGAAAGUCCCCCUGCCUUUGAGAUGUACAGUAACAGACGGCACCGCCCCCUGCUGGGGCUGUACGGACA
Messenger RNA from Anarrhichthys ocellatus (wolf-eel), 1879 nucleotides. It is a transcript of the gene klhdc8a, whose product is annotated as kelch domain containing 8A. NCBI's taxonomy places the organism in Eukaryota, Metazoa, Chordata, Actinopteri, Perciformes, Anarhichadidae. The transcript has 9 exons. The record is from RefSeq and is a predicted model, not a curated record. Gene Ontology annotation, molecular function: protein binding. Bases 636 to 1700 code for a protein of 354 amino acids.